This is a messenger RNA of Microbotryum saponariae, 1923 nucleotides long. NCBI's taxonomy places the organism in Eukaryota, Fungi, Basidiomycota, Microbotryomycetes, Microbotryales, Microbotryaceae. The record is from the annotation of a GenBank genome assembly.
AUGGCUCCAUCAAUCCGCUCCUUCCGCUCCUUUCGCUCCGCCACUCAACAAGCGACGCAUCAGUCGAACCGAAGCGGCGAUGCCUCCCCAACUCUGACAGCGACAACCUCCGCUUCGUUCCUCGAUCUCGGCGCCGAAGGACCAGCACUGAUCAUCAAUCGAGCCGAUUUGAGGGCUUCGGUCGCGGCGUAUGAGAAUCUGUUGGCUGCUGCCAAGGCGUAUAGGAAUGCCAUGUUGGCGCUUAGUGCGGGUCAGUCGUCCAGCGACUUCAGACGCGCUAUCGUUUCCGUCAAUCUCCGAGCUGAUCUCGACGGCGGUCGUUCAUUGGUCGACAACGUGGGGCAUGACUCUUCAUGCAGCCUCGACCGGUUUCGCACAUGCUUUGGAGGAAUGCGCACGCGUCAAAGGUGCUGGCACGAGUGGCGAACAGCUCCUUGCUGCGAGUGGGAUGCAAUACCUCGUCGCUAGUUCGGGGCAGAUUCUCGUCAGUUGCGGUUCUCUCGCUUCGAUCGAACGCGUGCGCGACUUCAACUUUGGAGGUCGAGCUAAUGCUCACUUGGGUGAUUCUGCUACAGAGCGACACCUUGUAUCGAUCGUUCGAGAUCCCAUUGCUCCACGCGUACGACACGUACGUCGCGACCGUCUCGGCGCGUCACAGCGAAUACGAAGCCCUCUUGGCCGAAAAGACCGCCGCGAUCCGCCAGACCGAGAUGGAGAACAUGAAGCAGGGCAGGAAAAAGGUGGGGAGGCGAAUGAUUCCGGCUACUCUCUCUGGAGAGGCACGCUGAUAACUUCUACGAAGUCUUCCCACAGAACCGUGAUCUGGCGCAGUUCCGGAAAGCGCUCGAGAGGUUGCAAGAACAAGUGAUGCAAGUCGAGGUGUGCAAGCGGAGCUAUUACGGCGAAGUUUUGGAGCACGAAACGGAGACGUGGCAUUCCAUUUCGGGCAAGAUUGCGCUUGUGCUACGUUCGACCGUUGAUCUUUCGGAUCGGCUCGCGACGAAGGGCACGAGUGAUCCGGUGCUUGAGGCGAUGAUGAAUGAGCAUCCGGAUCCUUUCAAUGUCUACAAAGCGCAUGAUGAACCGCCCAGGGAUAUAUUUACCGUCUUGCCACCAUUGGGCAUGAACCUUGGUUUGGGAGGGAGCAAGAGGAGCAGCAUCUCGAUCGAUGACGAGGAUGACAACCGAACGCAGAACGAUCUACCGAGACCCGGGUCAAGUCGAGCGACGUCGAGGGAGGAUAGUACGACGACGCCCAAAGCGGGGAGUAGGAAGACGACUAUUUCAACGAGCGUUUCGGUUGCUGAUGCGUUGGGUUUGGAUGACACGCCGACCAAGGCAUCACCGAGGGGUGGGGGGAGGGGGGAGGAUUCGUCGGAGGGACAACGGGAGAAGACCUCGACGCCUCGACGAGGGGCGUUCCGAAGGAUCGAGUCGUCGCAUUCGAGAGAUUCGAGUGAUGGGGCCUCGCCUAAGCCUUCGUCGUCGUUGAGACCUGUUUCCAAUAGGAGGGAUAACGGCGAGGAGAAAGACGACGAGGAGGAAGAGGAUCUCGACUCUCCACCUCACGACUCGUCACCGCUAACAGGCACAUCGAACGACAUCUCUUCGACGCACCAUCACCAACGAACGAGUUCCCAAAGCUCUUCUUCAACAGGAGGAGGUCCAAAUAAAUCUAAGCACACCACCCACACACCUCUAAUAUCCCCUCGCAAAGCGCGCCACUCAAACCACCAAGGAGGAAGAAGGCAAGGUGAACUUUCCUGCGUCACCGAAGCAGAUGCCCCACCUGAUCCCAUGUCAGGUGAUUGGGGGGCACCAGUUUACGGGAAGAGUUUGAGCCCGGUGAUGAAUGGGACGGGAGGGGGUUAUGACUCGGGGGAGGAGGAGACCGUUUGGGGCGGUCAGAGGUCCGGGGUUUGA